UUUGAACUUUUUUGCUCACAACACCCUUUUCCACAUUUAAACUGACUACUAUAGCUAUCUACCACCAAAUAGGAGUUGGGGUAGCCUAACAAAAAAGCAUCAGGAAGAAGAAGUGAGCAUAACGGCUAGUAGGUACCUACAAUAGUCGGUUAAAAUGUGGCUAGGGAUGUUGUCCACAAAAAAUAUACAGAAAUUGUGUUAUUUAGAAAUAAUCAAUAGUUGAAAUUAUUAACAGUAAAUGGAUAAUAAGUCGAAUUAUGCAGGACAAUUUUAUUUUUUUUUUAUCUUAUUCUCCAAAAUUUCACCCACGUAUCAUAAUUGUGGAACGAUAAGCAUAGUGGUGGGCCGCCUGGAGGAUUCACGAAGGUUCGCGAUUAAGUCCCUUGGACGUGUUCCUUGGCUAUGUUACAAUUACAAAUGCUCCACAAAUUUGGUAGCUUAGAAGAAAAAGCCAAAAGAAAAUCAAUUGAUUAGAAAGAAGGAGCUGGGCCUUGAAAUAGAAAAGUAUCCAAGUAAUACUCACAUUUGCACGGUGUAGGGAUUGCCACGUUAGACACGAUAAAAUAUCAGCUGUUUCCGUCAGUGUCAAAACCCUAAAAUCUAAACCUUUAAAAAAAAUACACAAAUUCAUUGGAAUUGGAAUUGGAAUUGGAAUUGAAAUUGAAGUUAAAAUUGAAAUUGAAAAUCAAAUCAGAAGAUGGAGAAGAAGGAAAUGGAGGUUGUGAAGGGGGUGGAUUUGGAGCGUUACAUGGGGAGAUGGUACGAGAUUGCUUCAUUUCCGUCACGGUUUCAGCCUAAAGACGGUGUAAAUACACGAGCUACUUACAGUCUCAACGAGGAUGGUACCGUUCAUGUUUUGAAUGAGACAUGGAGUGGUGGUAAGAGGGGUUUUAUUGAAGGCACUGCUUAUAAGGCUGACCCUAAAUCUGAUGAAGCUAAGCUUAAGGUCAAAUUCUACGUCCCUCCUUUCCUACCAAUCAUUCCUGUUGUUGGUGACUACUGGAUCCUCCAUCUUGAUGCAGAUUAUCAGUAUGCUUUAAUUGGCCAGCCUUCUCGUCGUUAUCUCUGGAUAUUGAGCAGGUCGCCUGUUUUAGACGAAGAGAUCUACAAGCAGUUGUUGGAGAAAGCUAAAGAAGAAGGCUAUGAUAUUAACAAACUACACAAGACUCCUCAGGCAGACCCUCCUCCUGAAGAUGAGGAUGCCCCUAAGGAUACCAAAGGCAUCUGGUGGAUCAAAUCCAUCUUUGGCAGAUAGGAAUUGCUCUUAUUAUCUGGAUUCUGGCGUGCAUCCUAUUUUGAAUUUCAGUCCAGACACUACUACCGACUACCUACUACCAGUGCUUGUGUAUUAUUUGUAUUUGUUUCAUGUUGUUGUGUGGAUAAAUUUGUGUUUGCUUUGGUUGGUAUAUUUUGGUUUUAGUAAAUGCAGUAACAUCGAUGCAUACUCCUAUAAUUAUACCAUGAUUGAUGAAGAAUGUCAAGUGAGAAGUAUGCUUUUCCAACUGUUUUAAUACUUUCUCCGAUCAAUUUACAUGUAAUAUUUUUUAUUUAUAUCUA
Amaranthus tricolor (Joseph's coat) is the source of this 1557-nucleotide messenger RNA. RefSeq names its product temperature-induced lipocalin-1. NCBI's taxonomy places the organism in Eukaryota, Viridiplantae, Streptophyta, Magnoliopsida, Caryophyllales, Amaranthaceae. The transcript is spliced from 2 exons. The record is from RefSeq and is a predicted model, not a curated record. Bases 698 to 1255 code for a protein of 185 amino acids.